UUGAUCAACAUUGACGUGGACCUCAACAUAGAUGACGGGCCCACAGUUCUACAAGUGUUCGUAAUGCUGGCAAAAACCCACCAGGGCAAAAAUCGCGCUCAAACCAUUCCUGAACUCGCUGAUGAACUUGAUAUUCCUCACCUAUCUGACCUUCUCAGACGCUUCUUAUUUCAACAGACGCAUCCUGAUGAUCCCCGCGAUCCAUCCGAUAUCCCUCUUGCUGAAUGUCCCCUCUAUCUCAGCAAAAUUGCAGUCUUCAACUCGGCAUCAUCGCGAUUUUAUGCGCCGAGCGAUUUGAGUGGUAUUGGUGGCAUGCGCACUGAACACAUCCGCUCUUGUCCCUCCUGGCGAGGUGGGCAUUCAUGCAAUGACUGUGUCUUUGUCAACACAGACUCUAGUCUACCUGGCAUGCAAGGUCUCGAAGUCGCGCGCGUUCGCGCAUUUUUUUCAUUCCAGUACUGGGGCGAAGUGUAUCCCUGCGUUGUGGUUCGCUGGUUCGACAAAAUCGGCGAUGCUGCAGAUGAAGACACGGGAAUGUGGAUGGUUCGUCCAGGAGAGGGUGCAAACAAUACUGCUGAGUACGCGAUCAUUCAUAUUGACGCCAUUUAUCGUGCUGCCCAUCUUAUUCCCGUGUAUGGCACGGAAUUCCUGCCUCCAGAGCUCAAAUUUUAUCAUUCCUAUGAUGCAUUCCGCGCCUACUAUGUCAAUAAAUACGCUGACCAUCACGCCUUUGAGAUUGCAUUUUGAUCUAGCUACUUGUACACAAUUUGAAUUUAUAAUACUCUUUUCUCUCUUAAUAUGCAUUUUCUCUCCUUUGUGUGGCAAAACCAAUGGACCGCUCCUUUGCGCCUUUGAGAAAUUUCGGAAAGAUCGAGUUAUCACUCCUUGUAUUAAUU
Suillus discolor is the source of this 896-nucleotide messenger RNA. RefSeq lists its product as uncharacterized. The coding region runs from base 64 to 747 and encodes 227 amino acids. NCBI's taxonomy places the organism in Eukaryota, Fungi, Basidiomycota, Agaricomycetes, Boletales, Suillaceae. The transcript has 2 exons. The record is from RefSeq and is a predicted model, not a curated record.